This is a messenger RNA of Brachypodium distachyon (stiff brome), 2139 nucleotides long. RefSeq names its product probable glucuronosyltransferase Os01g0675500. Gene Ontology annotation, biological process: glucuronoxylan biosynthetic process; plant-type secondary cell wall biogenesis. Gene Ontology annotation, molecular function: galactosylgalactosylxylosylprotein 3-beta-glucuronosyltransferase activity; xylosyltransferase activity. The transcript is spliced from 4 exons. The record is from RefSeq and is a predicted model, not a curated record. Gene Ontology annotation, cellular component: Golgi membrane. The coding region runs from base 401 to 1741 and encodes 446 amino acids. Lineage: Eukaryota; Viridiplantae; Streptophyta; Magnoliopsida; Poales; Poaceae.
CGCCCUCGGUUGUUGGCCAGCUAUACCUCCCCUCCCUCCCUCUGCCCCCAUCUCGCUGCCGAGCGACCCAGACCCCUCGCUCCGUGGAUCUUCUUCCUCCUCGCCCGAGAGCCGCCACCCAUCCCGCUGCCGAGCACCCUAGCUCGUCUUCCUCCUCGCGCGAGCGCCUCCACCGCAGCAGGAGAGAAGGCUGAAGUUUUGAAGCGUUAUUUCGGUGUACAGUUGGAAUUCUGCGGACAGAAUCACAAUACCUGUGCUGCGAAGCCUGUUCCUGUUGGGUAACUGAUCGGUUUACGUCUGAGCUGGUAUCAGAUGAAGUGAUUGGAGCCCAUCUUGUUGGUAAAACGGCAUUAUUGGGUCAGAAAGGUUGUGCCUGCGACUCUAGAGCUGUACAUGUGCAAUGGCCCGAAGAAAUGCUGGGGCAAUGCAGCGAGAGGGGUCGGUUAAGGACUGGUCAGAAUUUGAUCCCUCUCCGUCUCCCAAGAUGGCGUACUCACAGUCCUAUGUUGCAAUGAGGGGGCUGCUGACUUCACUGGCUUCACUUGAUCUUGUCCUGAUGUCGAGCAGCAUUAAAUCUGCAUGGGCAGUUAUAUUGUCCCACAAGCAUGCUAGGUCCUUGGAGAGACCAAAGUCAAAGGGGAUGGGCUGGGAAAGGGCCAUGAUCCGUCUAUCUGUGUGUUUCAUGAUUGGCAUUUUCAUCGGAUGCACCCCGCUCUUCCCUGCUGAUUUAUCAAAGAACAUGCCUUCUGAAAAGGCGGUGCUUCCAUUCGACGGUGAUGUGAUUGAUAGACGGCAGAUGAUAGAACAUCAAGGCACCGAGUUGGAGCCAUUCGUAGCAGAGGCUGAAGCUGAACCAAUGAAUGAGCCACAGGUUGAGGACAGUCCUCCAGUUCCUGCAAUGUUGGAUGAUGAGGCAGAUUUUGUGGAAGCCUCCUCCAUUCUACGUUCUGUUAAUGAUUCUGGUAUUGUUAUGAGAAAGCAGCUAAUAGUUGUCACGGCAACAACCGUUCGACCACACCAGGCAUAUUACCUUAACCGUCUGGUUCAUGUUUUGAAGGAUGUACCGCCUCCUCUCCUGUGGAUAGUAGCAGAGUGGCCAUAUCAGUCCCGUGAAACAGUAGAAAUCCUGAGGUCAUCUGGGAUCAUGUACAGACAUAUUGUCUGCAACAGGAACGCUACAAAUAUUAGGAAGAUUAUUGUCUGCCAAAAGAAUAAUGCAAUUUUUCAUAUAAAGAAGCACCGUCUAGAUGGGAUAGUGCAUUUCGCUGAUGAGGAGAGAGCAUACUCAGUUGAUCUAUUUGAAGAAAUGCGGAAAAUCAGGCGCUUUGGUACAUGGCCAGUAGCAACACAUGUUGGGACCAAGUACAGAGUGGCUUUAGAAGGGCCCCUUUGUAAGGGUGACCAGGUCACGGGAUGGCAUACAAACCAGGGAAGGGGUGUACUUCGACGAUUUCCAAUUGGUUUCUCUGGAUUUGCUUUUAAUAGCACUAUACUUUGGGAUCCGAAGAGAUGGAAGAGCCCCACCCUAGAAUCUAUUAUACUCCAUUCAGGUGGCAGGGGUGGAUUGCAGGAGUCAAGAUUUAUUGAGAGGCUUGUGGAGGAUGAGAGUCAAAUGGAAGGCCUAGCAGACAAUUGCACUCGGAUUAUGGUCUGGAAUUUUGAUUUGGAACCUCCUCAACUCAACUACCCUACUGGCUGGCUGCUGCAGAAGAACCUAGAUGCUGUUGUGCCAAUAACGUAACUGUCUUGCCACACCAGCUUUUUGUUUGCUCAUACUAUAGUGAGUGAUGCCUUCCUGAACUUGGCCGCGUCCAGGAUCACGCGAAGCUGCUCUGCCAAGAUCUUGCUCAAAAUAAUGCCAUAUACUAGUAAAAAGUUGAAAGAAAGAAGUCUGACAAAAGAAAACAUCCCCCUUUCUCUCCCUCCCCCUCUGCUGCAUUCUUUUUCGAUGCUCAUAUUUUACCCAUAUUCAUCCGGCUAGGUUUAGUCAUGUACAUCUUUUUUCUCUGUUUUACAUGCAUAUAUCACCUUACAGAUGUGUAACUUUGCCCCAUUGCAACUAUUGAAGAGCAAAGACAUAUUAUAUUCUUGAUACAUGAGCAAAAGCUAAAUCAAAAUCACAGAUUGGAUUCGACAGUA